Drosophila takahashii is the source of this 2313-nucleotide messenger RNA. RefSeq names its product Neprilysin-like 4 (gene Nepl4). The record is from RefSeq and is a predicted model, not a curated record. Gene Ontology annotation, cellular component: plasma membrane. Gene Ontology annotation, molecular function: metalloendopeptidase activity. Gene Ontology annotation, biological process: proteolysis. NCBI's taxonomy places the organism in Eukaryota, Metazoa, Arthropoda, Insecta, Diptera, Drosophilidae.
UACAUUGAAUCGAAACUGCGUAAAACGGGAUUUUAGUUUUAUUUUAGCAAGCGGCAAACGCGCUACAAACGUUCUGAAGCAUUGAUAGACAGCUAUUUUUCCUUUUAAAAUGUUCAUACCUAAGCAGCAGAGAAAACUGCUUUUUAUAGCACCGCAAUAUUUAUGCAGCUUAUGAAACUUUAAAAACGUACGAAAAAUUCCACCGUAAAGUGUUUAUAUUGACUGAGAGUAAUUUUGAAGCACCAUGGUUCCAAAUUUGUGGACUGCUAUUUUUCUGUUGUGUUCUGCAACCUACAGCUCAAGUGUUCCGGUCAAAACAAAUACUCCAGACCAAAGAAGUCCGUACCUUAGCAAAUGCAAUUCUACGAUCAAUGAGCAGCACAUCGAUACGAUAAUGAACUACGUGGACAGCGAAAAGAAUCCUUGUGAUGACUUCUACUCCUAUGCCUGCGGUAAAUGGAAGGAAAAUCAUGGAGAACAUACUACUGCGACGAAAAUAAGUGAAACGCAAAUUAAUCGCGAGUAUGAGGACUUAUUCAGCUACCUUCUUAGGAAUUUAAGUGCCCCGGAGCACGGAUACCCGUUAUAUGACAAGGUGCUUACUCAUUAUCAAAACUGUACUGCCUUGGAAAAGCCCAAUCUUAGGCGGUAUAUAGAGCUUUUGGGUCCCGACCUGCUGUCGUCCCUCAACUCUUCUCACUGGAUGAAUGUGCUGGCGGAUCUGGGGCGGUACGGAUACCACGGGCACUUCUUGCAAGUGGAGGUGCGGUGGCACAACGCAAGCCACCACAUGAUAUUUCUGCUGCCCCACAACCGUCACCUUAACUUAAGUCUUACUUUAGACAUAUACCGUGCACUAAGCCAGGAUAGCUCCUCUUGGCCACCUCUAGGUCAGUUGCAGAAAGAGUUCAGAAAUCUUGAACAAAAUUUGGUGAGAUUGGCAAAGUCAGAUUCGGCGGACGAUACUUUCCGGAAUUACAGCCUGGACCAGAUUCGGUCGCAGGUGACAGGUCUUGACUGGGAUGAGGCAUUAAGAAAGCAGCUGGGAAGAUCAGUGGACGCGGACCAUAUCAUCCAGGUGGACGACUUGGCCGCCAUCAAUGGACUUGUGGGGUUCCUCAACAAAGCGAAUACUCUGUUGCUUAACCAGUAUAGCCUGGCGAGGUUUCUCAGCCACCUAAUGGACCUGCCGCACAACCCACUGGCUGCUUGGAGGUCUGAGUCCGGCAAGAGGUCAAGGGGUGGGAGCUGCAUUCGCCAUAUGCGCAGGUCUCUUUACCUACCGAUGAACUACGUUUACGAAAGGAGUUUUUAUGCCCGGCGGCGAAGGGAUGACGAACUAGUUAUUCACAGUGUCUUUAAACAGUUGCAGGAUCAGCUGGAACUGAGGGUCCAAUACAAUGCAUUUAAUCUGAGCCAGGAUCUGGUGAAUUCACUGAAGACAAAGGUGCGCCAAAUGCGCAUCAACGUAGGCAACCUGCCGCCCAACGUUUCUGAGCUGUUCUACUGGAACAGCGAUCGACGGUGGAGCGUGGGCCGCGACUUCUACGAGAAUCACCUGAAUAGUCUCUUGUUCUACUAUACGCUUGUCGCCGAUCUGGAGGGGAGCACCGAUCAGAAGGAGCGCGAAAUCUGGUACAGCUUCAAUAUGCAUACGCCCGAGUUUCCUGACAACAUCGAUGCCACACCAUACUUCUAUUGCCUGGGAAACAUAAUUUUUGUUCCGUACUCGUAUGUAAAACGACCCUUUUUCCACGCUGCCUUCUGGCCGGCACUUCUUUAUGGUGAUCUCGGAAACACCCUGGGUCACGAGAUGAUGCACGCCUUUGACACGGACCUGGUGGACUACGAUGGGCAGGGCAACCUAAAAAACUUCAGCGACCAGCUUGGACAGUUUGAGCUCUACAACAAAGCAGUCGGCUGCUUAAACAGCAGCGCGGUAAUGCUAAACGAACGCACCUCAGACGUCAGUGGUUCCCGACUAGCCCUGCAGACGUUUGGGGGUGACUGGCUGAAUAAUUCGGACGCCGGCCGGCUCUACUUCCUGCAAUUCGCACUCUUCUUCUGCGGCGACGAGGGCGACCAAUAUCACGACUCAGGCAGCCAGCGCCUGAACUACUCCCUCAGCCAGGUCCCGCAGUUCGCCGAGGUCUUCGAGUGCCCCGGCGGGACUGGUAUGACCUCCACGUACCAGUGCCUCUUCUGGUAGGGACCCUAGUGGUGCGUGGUGUUAGUUGGUCUAUAGCUUUAAUUAGAAGCAACCAAGUAUUGUGAAUAAAUUUCUAUGCUUAGCAAUUGCGUAUGCGGCUCGCA